UUUCCUUUUGAGUCGAAUCGACCACCGCCAACAUUUCCUUUUGAGUUGAAUCAAUCAUGGGUAAGAAACUCAGAAAGAAGAAAAAGAACAACAGAAACAGGAAGCAGAACCAACAAAAGAAAACCAAUACAAUUUUAAAGCAAAUAGAAAAUCUUGCUUUAGAGGAAAAGAAUGAUGACUUCAUUAGCAGAUUACAAGAUGAUAUCCUUUGCCACAUCCUUUCUUUAGUCCCUUGCAGAUGUGCAGUACAAACUAGUCUGUUGUCAAGUCGUUGGAGAUAUGUGUGGAGGAAAUCAAUAGAAUUUCAAGGAACAAUAGAUGAUAUUUCUGAGGUGAUCACUUUGCUUCUUGAUCGAUUCGACAAGCUUUCAUCUGAUCGAAAAAUCCGGUUUCAUUUCGGUGAAGGCAGUAUUCUAGCUACCUUUAAAGAUGAAGAACUUCAUCUGAAUUUCUGUUAUGAAGGACAAGAAACUUUUAGUCAUUUUGACUGGAGUCUAGAGCUCAAUCCGAAAAUCCCAGUUUGUGAACGGGCUUCAUGUAUGAAAGUCCUUCAUUUAAAGUCUGUGAAUAAGAUGACAAGAGAAAUAGUUUCAUCUGUCAUUUCAAAGUUCCAGUUUCUUGAAAACUUACAGAUUUCUGAAUGCAAGGGAUUACAAUCACUUUACAUCGAAGCUGGCUCAAGAUUUCAAAGCUUGAUAAUUUUGGACUGUUUACAACUGAAUGAAAUCUAUGUUUUUGCACAUAACCUCAAGAAAUUGGUGUUUCAGGGGCAACUUCCUUGGAUUUGGCUCUAUUAUUCUCCUCACUUGGAGAAUGCCAUUCUUGAUUUCAGAAACGGUCCAGGCUACAAUCCCUUUGCAUGUGAAAAUCUUCUUUCUCUUCUAUUGGCUGUCAAAAAUGUGAAAACUCUUACAAUAUCUGGCUGGCUUUUCAGGGUACCGAUUUCAAAGUGGCUAUCUUCAGCUGGAGCCAUUUGGGAGAGAAAAGACUUUCUCUUCAACAAUUUAAUGAAGUUAUGUUGGAUUGAUAGUUCAAUGGAAAAUCACAGCAUAGCUACCUUGAUUUCUGUUCUAAAGAUCUGUCCUUCUCUGGAGAAGCUAUUCAUAAAUGUGGAUCCAAGCAAUUACUGCAGUCCAAGCAAGGGAGAAUAUAGUUUCUGGAUCGAGUACUCAAAUCGAGUAGCUAGUACUACAACUUUGGAUCAUCUCACUGUAGUUAAAUUGAAGGGUUCCUUAGGUCAGGAAGACAAAAUUUUAUUGACAAAGCUUCUAGUUAAGGUAGCUUCAGUGGAGCUGAUACAGUUUAAGUGAAAUGUAUGAGAUUGAACCAGAUAAAUAUUGAUCAAACCAUGGUGAAUAUGGUUGAGCUUCCACCAACAAAAGUUUGCAGGCUGAUGACUUAUCAGUGGGGCAUCCUUUGAUGAAUAUGGCUUCCUUUCGAGGAUAGUUGCAGCUUUUGGAGAUGGAUAUGUUUGAAUCUUUGUUGACUCCAUAUCCAGUCUUGAUGCAAUUGAAUUUUUGUUUCAUUUUUGAGCUUAUCAAGGAGAUAAAAGUUGUUGCUAUAUCUAACCUGUUGUAUUGAGAUUGAUAUGUGGAAACAAUUUCUCGACAUUACAAGGGGAAUUAUAGCAUUUUUCUUAAUCUUUCAAUCUGAUAAAUGCUUGUUUAGUUGUUCCUGAGCUACUUCUUCCUCGGUAACUUGGAUUCAGAGAUGCACCUUUCCAAGAUUGGUUCUUCUUUCAAUUUCAACCUUUGAAGCAUUCAAGAAGGAAACAGAAGAAAACAAGUUAGAACCAAAGAUUAUUUUAUUUGCUUCAAUAAUUGCAAGAAUGCUACAUUGACUUUGUCAGCUUUCUGUUCAGGAUUUAGAUCUGUAACCUAUAAAUUCACACAUUUGUACAAGUAAACUAUAGAUACGACUAAAUACAUUGUGUAUAUAAAAAUGGCAUCAAAAUUGUCGUCGCCUCUCUAAUAGAAGUUGAGUAAGAAAUAAUCAAUUUGAUUGGCAUAAACAUUUAUGUUGAUAAUAAC
Durio zibethinus is the source of this 2030-nucleotide messenger RNA. Its product is annotated as F-box protein At2g39490-like. Gene Ontology annotation, molecular function: protein binding. Lineage: Eukaryota; Viridiplantae; Streptophyta; Magnoliopsida; Malvales; Malvaceae. The record is from RefSeq and is a predicted model, not a curated record.